Fibroporia radiculosa is the source of this 1437-nucleotide messenger RNA. RefSeq lists its product as uncharacterized. Gene Ontology annotation, cellular component: cytoplasm; nucleus. The record is from RefSeq and is a predicted model, not a curated record. The coding region runs from base 1 to 1437 and encodes 478 amino acids. The transcript is spliced from 8 exons. NCBI's taxonomy places the organism in Eukaryota, Fungi, Basidiomycota, Agaricomycetes, Polyporales, Fibroporiaceae. Gene Ontology annotation, molecular function: protein-folding chaperone binding; protein folding chaperone.
AUGGCUACGACCUUAUAUGAGACGCUAGGAUUGGGCAGAAACGCAUCCCCAGAAGACAUUAGGAAGGCAUAUCGUCGACGGGCUUUACAAACUCAUCCUGAUAGGCUUCCCCCGAACAUAUCUGCAACUGACAAAGCAGUCGCCGAGGAAGAGUUUCGCAAAGUGAAUAAUGCCUACGAGGUUCUCAACGACGAGCAGAACCGCAAACUCUACGACAGGUAUGGUGUCUGGCCACCUCCAGCAACUGGUCCAGAUAGCUCGCGGAGAACCAAUCACCGCCAGAAUUCCUUCGAUGCUUUCAAUUUUGAUCCGUUUGGCUCAUUUGGUCAUCAACAAUCAUUCGUAUUCACCGACCCCUUCGUGCUUUUCAACUCUCUGUUUGGCGACAUACACCAACUCCACCGACAGUUUUUCGAUGAUGAUCCAUUCUCUGCGAGUCAGUUCCAUGGUGCCUUUGGUCGCUCGCCUUUCGAUCGUAUGGGUGAUCCUUUCGGGCAUACUCUCAUGUCACCUUUUGGUGGUUCUAUCUUCGGCAGUGGGCCGGGUUUACUAGGAUCUGGGCCUAUGUUCUCCGACUUUAUGGGACCCAAUUCAAGACCAGGAGGAGCCUCGUAUGGAUCUGUCUCUGAGGCUGUCGGACGUAAUGGGCAAUGGGUCUCGCAGAGCACAGUUACUCGGUCAAUCAAUGGGCGUACAGAGACCACCACAAAGCGACGCGAUGCAGAGGGCAACGAACACAUAACAUAUUCCUCUCCAGAGGGAGAGCGCUACACCAUCAAUGGCGUGGAACAGCCUCUCCCGAAUGGGCGUGCCAUUGCAUCGGCCCCUGAUCCUUCACAGCGGACUCGACCGCCCCCGCCACUCGCCAUCGCCGCCCCGCCAUCGACCGCUGCUGCGACUGCCGGUUCUUUCGCGCAGCCUUCGGCAUCCGGAUUUCAUGCCCCGUCGUCUUCCCCGCACCAACCUCAGCCUAGGGCACAAGCUCAGCAGUACCCUGCAUAUACGCAGCUAUCUACUUCCCCGCCUCGUCGCAGCCCCAGCCGGAGCCUAUCCCUGCGCAGUAUCAGUCCUCGCGGACCGGCUAUCAUGGACAUAGAAGUCAUGGUGCCCAUGACCGCGAGCGUCGCGAUGUACACGACGCAACGCAUGGGCAUAGAAGCCAUGGUCGCUCUCACAGAGACAAGGAUCAUCCUCAUGAGCUUCGGCACUCUCACCGAGACGCACGGAUCAGAGAUGACAGAGGAUACGAUGGAGACAAGAGAGGGCAAGGUGGAUGGUGAGCGCGCGCGAUGCAGGCAGGCUGAGUGGCAUCACGCACUUUCUCAAAAGCAGGUUUGGCCGCGCAUCCUGAUUCAUGACCACGCUAGUACUACACUUUGCUACAACGCUCUACUCUUUUCUCGCUUUCCAUCUCCGCUCAUCCUCUUUGUACACUAG